AUGAGUAGUGAAAGCAAAAUACCAGACUCUAAUAGAGACAUUUAGAUGAAUGAAGAGACUGUUGCAGCUGAACCCUAAUCUGAGACUUUACAGUAGAUAGAGUCUAUGAUAGGUUCCUUUGUCCAACUCACCUAGCUAGCAAACAAGAUCCCAUUUUUAGAUUUAGAUGAAGAAGAUAUAACUCAGGUGAAAAAGCUCGAUGAUGAUCAGGGCUAAUAGCAAAAACUUGUUAAAAAGAGAGCAAAUAAGAUUCUCACCCAGCUCUAUGGACUUAUCUAGUAUGUGUAACCUGAGAAAACCAGUACGAUAAACAAACUCAAGCAGAAAAACCCAAAUCAAAUUAUUGCUGACUUAGUUGGCUCGCACCUUAAUAGCUAGAACUAUGAAGAUCUGGUGCAAAUAGUAUGCGAUGAUCUAAUUGAAAACGUCAAUAAGUAGAUAGAUUUAUUUAAGAUUGAGCAGCAUCAGAAAUAGAAUCCUGAAUAGGCUAAUACUUCAGUAGUUAACCCAGCUAGAUUAAAGUCUGAGUAAUUCUAUCAGGAUAGACCAAAAACUGAUAAUACGAUUCAUAAACCCUAGAUCAAAUGGUGGUCAAGUUUAGAUAAUAGUUACUAUCCAUUCAUUCCAUUACUUAGCUCAAAGCCCCAUGGAAUCUCAUAGAUGCCUGAUGAUAUCAUUAAGGCCUAAAAUGAUAAAGAUCAAAAUCCCAUGAAGUACAGGUAGUUUUAAUUCGGAGAUCACAAAUAACAAAAGAAUUAAAUGCAGUUAUCACACCCUUAUUAUGAUGAACUCGAGUAGCACAGUCAAAAUGUUAGAAAUAUUGAGGCAUCCCACUUAAUUGAUCCAGUUAAGCCCCUUUCACUAGAAGAUACUCCGUUUCUGUUUGUGGAAGAUGAAGAUUAGCUUGAGGAGAUGUAUCAGAUUUUGAAGAGUUCAAAGGAUGUAGCUAUUGAUUUGGAGCAUCAUAAUCACAGAUCAUUUUAAGGUUUUACUUGCCUGAUGCAAAUAUCUAAUAGAACUCAUGACUUUGUAGUUGACACCAUCAAACUAAGAAACUAAUUAGGCCCGAAACUUCUGCCAAUCUUUGAUGAUCCAAAUAUAGUAAAGGUAUUGCAUGGAGCUGAUUACGAUAUUGAGUGGUUAUAAAAAGACUUUGGUCUCUAUGUAGUGAAUAUGUUUGAUACUGGUUAAGCUGCUAGAGUGAUGUAAAAGCCAGGCUAUGGUUUGGCUUUCUUACUCUAGUCUUACUGUGGAGUUAUUGCAGACAAAAAGUAUCAACUAGCAGAUUGGAGACAAAGACCCCUGCCUGAAGAAAUGCUAAAGUAUGCAAGAGAGGAUACUCAUUAUCUUUUGUAUGUCUACGAUAAGAUGAGACAGGAGCUAAUUAUCAAGGGCACCUAGGCGAAUUCCUCCAACCCCAAUCAAUGUCUGAACUAAGUUCUUCUAAAAUCAAAUGAACUUUGCUAAAAACAAUAUGAAAAGCCAGUUCUCAAGGACUAUAACUACUUCAUGAUCUUAGGUAGAAAUAAAACAGCUAAUUCUGUCAAGCAAUUUUCAGUUUUAAGGAUGCUACUUAAACUAAGAGAUUAUAUAGCUAGAUUGGAGGAUGAAUCUCCAACAUAUGUGAUGCCUAACCAUGUGCUAUUUUAGAUCGGGAAGGACAUGCCCACUAGCAGGAGUUAACUUAAAGAUAGCUGUAGAAACAACAUGACAGGGAUCAUUCUUUAGUACCAGGAUCUUAUUAUCAAAGAACUUGAUAAGAAGCUAAACUCGCCUAAAGUAAAAAAUCAUCAUAUUAAGUUUGAUCAAGUCACUCCUAUUGAAAUUAAACCAAUAAUAACUUCAAGUACAGCAAUAAAGACUUCUACAGAGGAGAUUAAAGAAACUGAUGAAAUAAGUGAAGAUGAAGCAUUAGGUGAGCAGAUGAAGUUUGAAAACAAACCUCUAAAAUCUUAUAACAUCUAAAUAGUUCUUGAAACAGCCUAGUCAUCUAUUUUCCAAUUAUCUGGCAAGCAAACAACAUAAAGCAAGAAUGCUGAAAAAAAGAAUAAGACUUUGCAGGAUAAGUUUUAGUAGCUUUAAAGUUCGCUUAAUAACUUCAAUUAACUAGACAUAUUUAAGGCAAUGACCAAAUCAGAAGGUCUUCAAGUAUAAACCAAUACUUAGAAAUAGUAAAAGGUUUAGCAAAAGAUUGAAGAGGUUGAUGAGAAAAAGCUCUAAGAUAUGCUAGGAAAAAGGAGUCAAAGAGAAAAGGAUAAUCCAAAAGCAGUGAACACCUAGUUAAUGGUAAAUAAGGAUGAAGUUGAAAAUCCAGUUUUGGCAAUAACAACAGAGGACUACAUGCCACUUGAACCCAGGAAGCAAAAGCAAAAGAACGACAGAAAAAGUGAUGAACUACCUUUAUCUAUUAAGGAGAGAUACCAGAAUAGCAACAAAAGGCAGAAAAUUGAUGAGAAAGCUGAUAAGUAAGUAUCUUUAUAGCACAAAGAGAAAGGGGAUAAAAAGCAGAAAUCCAAAUCAUAAGAAACAUUAAAGCAAGAGGCUCCGGUAAAAAAUGAAGAAAAGCAAAAGCCAAAAUCAGUUUAGAAAGACUGGUCUGCUAUUUAUGGAAAGGCAGCUCCACAGAUAACAUCAAUUAUAGAUAAAUAGGCGAAAAUGAUUAUAGAGCAGGAAGAUAAAAAUAAGAAGAAUAAAGAUAAAAAGGCUAAUAACAAUAGUAAACCUCAAAGUACCAAGUAGGACGACAUAAAAAUUAAGGGUAAUAAAAAGGAAAAGAAGCCGAAAUAUUACUUAGGUAGCACGUUAGGAGAAAAGAAAGGUACAAAUUUCUGA
Messenger RNA from Stylonychia lemnae, 2832 nucleotides. The record is from the annotation of a GenBank genome assembly. Lineage: Eukaryota; Ciliophora; Spirotrichea; Sporadotrichida; Oxytrichidae.